GGCGGCUGCAGCAGAGGGGCCGAGAGCUGGCGGCGGCGGUGGUCGUGAAGGGCAUCGGCGGCGGCGGCGGCGGUGAUGGCACCGACGAUCUGAAGAUGGAAAGAGCCAGGCGGAGGGGAGGCGGCGGCGGCGGCGGCGGCGGCGGCGGCGGCAAGAAUGUAGGGGGCUCUGGCCUAAGCAAGAGUAGACUCUAUCCCCAGGCCCAGCACUCCCACUACCCCCACUACGCCGCGGCGGCCACCCCCAAUCAGGCCGGGGGCGCGGCCGAAAUCCAGGAGCUGGCCUCCAAACGAGUGGACAUCCAGAAAAAGAGGUUUUACCUCGACGUGAAGCAGAGCUCGCGGGGCCGCUUCCUAAAGAUAGCCGAAGUGUGGAUAGGGAGAGGCCGGCAGGACAAUAUCAGGAAGAGUAAGCUGACCCUGUCCCUGUCUGUGGCCGCGGAGCUCAAGGACUGUCUGGGGGACUUCAUCGAGCACUACGCCCACCUGGGCCUCAAGGGCCACCGGCCCGAGCACGGCCACGGCAAGGAGCCGGGCUCCCGGAGGAGGCAGAAGCACGCGGCACCCUCCCCGCCCGUGUCCGUGGGGUCGGAGGAGCAUCCGCACAGUGUCCUCAAGACGGACUAUAUAGAGAGGGACAAUAGGAAGUAUUACCUGGACCUCAAGGAGAACCAGCGGGGUCGCUUCCUGAGGAUCCGGCAGACCAUGAUGCGGGGCGCUGGCAUGAUAGGCUAUUUUGGCCACAGUUUGGGCCAGGAGCAGACGAUCGUCCUCCCAGCCCAGGGGAUGAUCGAGUUCCGGGAUGCCUUGGUUCAGCUGAUCGAAGACUAUGGCGAAGGGGACAUCGAAGAACGCAGAGGUGGGGACGACGACCUGCUUGAACUCCCGGAGGGGACUUCUUUCAGAGUGGACAAUAAAAGGUUCUACUUUGAUGUGGGCUCUAAUAAAUAUGGAAUUUUCCUGAAGGUAAGUGAGCUCACAAAUUAUCCUAAAUCCAGAGAGAAUAUCAACCCUUUUCACUGUUGCCAAACCAAGCAUAAGGAUGCUACAAAGACAGUUGAGGAAUAAGGAAUAAAUCUCUCAUGUUCCACUUCAGAAUAAAGGCAUUUGGUGAAAGGAAUGAACUGAAGUUCAUCAUGAAUGCAAGGCCUCUGUACUUGGCAUUCCUGCACGGAAGGGAAGACAAGUAUCAACAGCAUUGGCAUCAUUGUCAAACUGAUCUCAUGUGGUACCUUCUACCACACUGGAAUCCUUCUUGACUCUAUCAGGAUUUUGUCUUUUUUGUUUUUGUUUUUUAAUUCAUCCAGCCUUUCAGUUUUCAAACCACCAUUUGUCAGCAUUGAGGGAGAGAGACAUAUAGAUUUGAAAAUACUUUCUUAAGAGAUCAUGUAACUAUAUAACUCUGAAUUUUAAAAAUUGAGGGGGGAGGGAUAAUUUCAACCCACUCUCUCUUACAAGAAUCAUUUUUUAAAAUCUGUAACUGCUUUAGUGUUAACAGGGUACAAGGUGUUUUUUGUCCUGUAUUGUACUUAAAAGGUUCUCAUUGAUUGUGAUUGUAUUGUACUGUAUGAAAAGAAAUCAUAAAUUGCCUUGUAUUGCUCAGAAUAGACCAUACCACAUACCACUUCUGUUCUCAUGUUCCAAGUUUUUUGGUGAUGCAUGUUAACAGUUAGGUCCUAAAAUUCUGUGGUGCUAAUUCUUCCAUAUCCGAUGGUGCUUUUGUGGAUGCUAACUGCACACAUGCUGAACAAGGCUUGAAGUUCAAAACUUUCCUCCCUUCUUCUGUUUAUAUGAAGUAAAAUAAAAUAACUUGAAUUUGUCUCAAAGUA
Oryctolagus cuniculus (rabbit) is the source of this 1828-nucleotide messenger RNA. Lineage: Eukaryota; Metazoa; Chordata; Mammalia; Lagomorpha; Leporidae. The record is from RefSeq and is a predicted model, not a curated record.